Molecule: messenger RNA, 1624 nt
Organism: Daucus carota subsp. sativus
Lineage: Eukaryota; Viridiplantae; Streptophyta; Magnoliopsida; Apiales; Apiaceae
Product: acyl transferase 4
Exons: 2
Coding region: 184-1464 (426 amino acids)
Source: RefSeq, a predicted model, not a curated record
ACCAACUAAAACUGUACUUGCAAGUAAAGAAGACUUUGAAGACUUGAAUAUAACGAGUUGAAUCAUUUUUCACUCCUCUUGCAAAUUAUUUUCUUCUUGUUUAUAUGAUUCAAACCACAUAUAAAUUCAUAACACCUCUUGCCAGACCUUCAUCCAAUACUGCAGUAUCUAGCUGUUAUUGCAAUGGAAUUUUCUGUAAGCAGAUCAAGCGAAGGACUCGUUGCGCCUUCUGAGCCGACGCCAAUUGAAGUUCUUGAUCUCUCUGUGAUCGAUAAGUUGCAUGUUCUUAGAUGCAAUGCUCGAACGUUGCAUGUGUUUAGGCAUGGGCCUAAUGCGGCUGGUAUAAUUCGACAAGCAUUGUCCAGAGCCUUGGUUCCUUACUAUCCGCUCGCGGGGCGGCUUAAAGAUGAUGAUCUGCAAGGCCAGCUACAAGUUUCAUGCACUGGUGAAGGUGUCUGGUUUGUGGAAGCAACAGCAAGUUGUGAACUUGAUGAUGUUGCUUAUUUUGAUGAUGUUAUGUGCAUUCCCUAUGAUAAGCUUCUUCCAGAUUCUCCUCCCGAAGAACAGAAAUCUGAUCCCCUCAUUUUAAUGCAGGUAACACAAUUCAAAUGUGGUGGAUAUGUGAUCGGCCUUGUAUUCUGCCAUAGCAUUUGUGAUGGACUGGGAGCAGCCCGGUUCUUGAAUGCAGUCGGUGAGAUGGCUCGAGGCCUCAAGCAUCUCAGUGUUGAACCAAUCUGGUCCAGAGACUUUGCUCCACCACCAAGCAGCCAAUCAACACAAGUUACUCUCCCAAUGCCAAACUUACCACCACCAAUGCCAAAUUACCAGCUGGAGCAUGCAAACAUAGACAUAACUUUGGAUCACAUCAACCAGCUCAAGCAAAAAUACAACAAGUCCACAGGGCAGACCUGUUCUGCCUUUGAGAUCAUAGCUGCAAUGACAUGGAUGCAUCGAACACGGGCCAUAGACCUGCAAGAAGAUACAGAAAUGAAGCUUGUGUUUUUUGCAAAUUGUCGCGAUUUAAUAACUCCACCAUUGCCCCAAGGUUUCUAUGGCAACUGUUUUUUUCCAGUGACCAUCACUGCCUCAAGUGAAAUGAUCAAAAGUGAAUCACUCUUCAAUGUGGUAAAACUGAUCCAACAGGCUAAGACCCAACUUCCCAAUGAGUUUGGCAGAUGGAUCAGAGGUGAGCUGAGGGAUGAAAAUGGGCCUGUGGAUCCAUUUGCACCACCUCUUGUAUACACCACAUUGUUCAUAUCAGAGUGGGGAAAACUAGGCUUUAACCAGGUUGAUUAUGGACAUGGGCUGCCAGUGAAUGUAGUUCCAAUACAGGGAUCCAGUAUCAUUCCAGUUGGGAUAAUAGGCUCUCUUCCUGGGCCCAAGAAAGGCAUCCGUUUGAUGACUUGGUGCGUCGAGAAAGCCCAUAUUCAGCCCUUUAUCCAAUAUAUGACAAGCCUAAUAUGAGUUGCUUCUUGCCAUCAACAAAUAUGGUUGUGAUCGGAUACAAAUGCAAAUUAAGUUCUCGAGUUUCGUAUUUGUUUGCUACUAUUCUUGUGUGUUAUCCUCGUUUGCUGCUUUCUUGUUUUACAAAAUGGUGAACUAUCCUAACCAAAUUGUACUCGCA